Benincasa hispida (wax gourd) is the source of this 2131-nucleotide messenger RNA. RefSeq names its product SKU5 similar 3 (gene SKS3). Gene Ontology annotation, cellular component: plasma membrane. Gene Ontology annotation, molecular function: copper ion binding; oxidoreductase activity. NCBI's taxonomy places the organism in Eukaryota, Viridiplantae, Streptophyta, Magnoliopsida, Cucurbitales, Cucurbitaceae. The record is from RefSeq and is a predicted model, not a curated record.
UAUUCUCAAAUCCCCAUGUGAAAAUGAUUCACUCUCUCCCUGCAUUUGUCAGUUCUUCGUCUUCUUCUUCCUUCUCCACUGCCCAUUGGAUAAUCACCCUUCACCGUUCUUCCCAUCUUCCACACAACCUAAAUCCCCAUGCCAUGGCUUCGCUUCUUCCACCUUUUACUUCCCAUCUCUGCUGCUUUUCUUUUGUUAUGCCUCAAAAGAAUCGCUCUCGCAGGUGACCCUUAUGUCUUCUUCGAUUGGACUGUCUCUUUCAUCUCUGCUUCUCCACUUGGUGUUAAACAGAAGGUCAUUGGUAUUAACGGACAGUUUCCUGGACCUGUGCUCAAUGUAACUACGAACUGGAAUGUUGUUGUCAAUGUUAAAAAUGACCUUGAUGAGCCUUUGCUUCUGACAUGGAAUGGUAUACAACACAGAAAAAACUCUUGGCAAGAUGGUGUUUCUGCGACUAAUUGUCCAAUUCCUGCUGGGUGGAACUGGACAUAUCAGUUUCAGGUCAAAGAUCAAAUAGGGAGUUUCUUUUACUUCCCUUCCUUGAAUUUCCAGAGAGCUGCUGGUGGAUAUGGAGGAAUCACCAUAAAUAACAGAGACGUUAUACCAUUGCCCUUUCCGGUGCCAGAUGGAGAUAUCACAAUCUUCAUUAGUGAUUGGUAUACCAAGAGUCAUAAGGAAUUAAGGAAGAAUGUCGAGAAUGGGAUUCACCUUGGUGUUCCUGAUGGUAUCGUUAUCAAUGGAGAGGGUCCUUUUCGUUUCGAUAAUGCUCUUGUUUCUGACGGUAUUCCUUUUCAUACAAUAAAUGUUGAACCUGGGAAAACAUAUCGCCUGCGAGUGCACAAUAUUGGAAUCUCAACGAGCUUGAAUUUUAGAAUACAAAAUCACAACUUACUUUUGGUCGAGACUGAAGGAUCAUACACGGUUCAGCAGGCUUAUGCAAAUAUGGAUAUUCAUGUGGGUCAAUCAUAUUCAUUUUUGGUUACAAUGGACCAAAAUGCUAGCAAUGAUUACUUCAUUGUUGCCAGUUCUAGAUUUCUUAAUUCAUCUUCUCUGGCUGGAACUACCGGAGUGGCUAUCCUGCACUAUUCCAAUUCUCAAGGACCUGCUUCAGGUCCUCUUCCCGAUCCUCCUAAUGAAUUGGACACAUUUUUCUCAAUGAAUCAAGCAAGAUCUAUAAGAUGGAAUGUUUCUGCUGGUGCUGCUCGUCCAAACCCACAGGGAUCUUUCAAGUAUGGUCAAAUCACUGUCACGGAUGUAUAUGUGAUACUAAACCGACCUGCAGAGCUUAUAAAUGGGAAAUGGCGAAGGACCUUAAAUGGCUUAUCAUACUUCACACCUUCAACUCCACUUAAACAUGCUCAACAAUUUAGCAUCCCAGGUGUCUACAAACUUGAUUUUCCGACUCGAAUGAUGGAUAGGCAUCCCAAACUCGACACAUCUCUGAUUAAUGGUACUUUCAAAGGUUUUAUGGAGAUUAUUUUUCAAAACAAUGACAAAAAUGUUCAGACCUACCAUUUGGAUGGCUAUGCAUUUUUCGUUGUUGGCAUGGAUUUUGGAGUGUGGACUGAAAAUAGCCGAGGGACUUACAAUAAGUGGGAUGGUGUUGCCCGCUGCUCAACACAGGUCUUUCCUGGAGCUUGGACUGCAGUUCUAGUGUCCCUUGACAAUGCUGGCAUAUGGAAUCUUCGUUCCGAAAAUCUCGACUCGUGGUAUUUGGGCCAAGAACUUUACGUGAGUGUUGUAAAUCCAGAGGUUGACAAAAGUGAGAUACCAAUGCCUGAUAAUACCAUAUAUUGUGGCCUUCUUUCUUCCUUGCAAAAGGAUCAGUCUCAGAGAUUCAAGUUUUCUGGUGUGGCAUCCAGUGCUGACCCAUUUCAUUCAAUUAAGGCUGUAUUAAUCAUGACAUUGAUGGCAACAUUCAUCAGGUAACAAAAUCUGUGAAUGUUGUGUAAACAAACAGCAUUAAUUCAAUAUGCUGAAUAGAAUAGGAUUAUAGAGUUUUUGGUUGGUAAUUUGAUUUUUUUUUAAAUGUAGUUUGUGUUUGGAAAGAAAAGGCAUUAUUUAUUAAUCGAUGUAUCAUUGCUAUUAGAAUGUUUAAUAUUUUGCAAUAGAAAACUAUGUAUUCAAGUUA